Messenger RNA from Coregonus sp. 'balchen', 5627 nucleotides. NCBI's taxonomy places the organism in Eukaryota, Metazoa, Chordata, Actinopteri, Salmoniformes, Salmonidae. The record is from the annotation of a GenBank genome assembly.
AUGAGGGAGGAUGAGGGAGGGGGGGAUGAGAGGGAGGAGGGGAGGAUAGGGAGGAUGAGAGGGAGGAUGAGGGAGGAUUUGAGGGAGGAUGAGGGGAGGAUGAGAGGGAGGAUGAGGGAGGGAGUGAGAGGGGAUGAGGGAGGAUGAGGGGGGAGGAGGGAGGAUGAGGGGGGAGGGAGGUGGGGAUGAGAGGAGGAUGAGGGAGGAUGUGGGGAGGUUAGGGAGGAUGAGGGAGGAUGAGAGGGGGGGAUGAGAGGGAGGAUGAGAGGGAGGAUGAGGGAGGAUGAGAGGAGGAGAAUGAGAGGGGGGAUGAGGGAGGAUGAGGGAGGAUGAGAGGGAGGAUGAGGGAGGAUGAGAGGGAGGAUGAGAGGGGGGAUGAGGGAGGAUGAGAGGAGAGAUGAGAGGGGGGAUGAGGGAGGAUGGGGGCAGGAGGAGGGAGGAUGAGAAGGGAGAAUGAGGGAGGAUGAGGGAGGAUGGGGGAGGAUGAGGGAGGAUGGGGUAGGAUGAGAGGGAGGUAAAGAUUGAAAUGUUGUGUACCCCUCUUCUCUUCCCCAUCUCUCCUCCUUUCCCUCUCCAGGCGCGGGGUCUGGAUCUGUCCCGUGUGAGGGCGUGUGUUGUGGUAGCAGAGGAGAGACCCAGGAUGUCUCUAACACACUCCUUCUCCAAGCUGUUUAAAGACCUGGGCCUGCACCCCCGAUCUGUCAGCACAGCAUUCGGCUGUAGGGUCAACCUGGCUAUCUGUCUGCAGGUGUGUGUGUGUGUGUGUGUGGUGUGUGUGUGUGUGUGUGUGUGCGUGUGCGCGUGCGCGUGCGCGAGAGAGAAAUAAUAUGGUCACUCUGUGCUGUGAUUGGUUACAGGGCACCUCCGGACCAGACCCUACUACAGUGUACGUGGACAUGAGAGCUCUGCGACAUGAUAGGUAUGUCUGCCUGUCAAUCACAGCAACAACCAAUCAGAUCAACCAAUUAACUUGCAUAACAGUGUGUAUGUUUGUCUCUCAGGGUGCGGUUGGUGGAGAGAGGUUCUCCUCACAGUCUCCCUCUCAUGGAGUCAGGAAAGGUGGGUCUUGUGUUAUGUUUUAACAUUUAGCAUCAGAAAGCUUCAUGACUGUAGAGUACUAAGACUCAGUAAGACUCAGCUUCUAGAGCUCCUGACUGUCUGGUUCAGUAAGACAGCUUCUAGAGCUCCUGACUGUGUGGUUCAGUAAGACUCAGCUUCUAGAGCUCCUGACUGUGUGGUUCAGUAAGACAGCUUCUAGAGCUCCUGACUGUGUGGUUCAGUAAGACUCAGCUUCUAGAGCUCCUGACUGUGUGGUUCAGUAAGACUCAGCUUCUAGAGCUCCUGACUGUGUGGUUCAGUAAGACUCAGCUUCUAGAGCUCCUGACUGUGUGGUUCAGUAAGACUCAGCUUCUAGAGCUCCUGACUGUGUGGUUCAGUAAGACUCAACAUCUAGAGCUCCUGACUGUGUGGUUCAGUAAGACAGCUUCUAGAGCUCCUGACUGUGUGGUUCAGUAAGACUCAGCUUCUAGAGCUCCUGACUGUGUGGUUCAGUAAGACUCAGCUUCUAGAGCUCCUGACUGUGUGGUUCAGUAAGACAGCUUCUAGAGCUCCUGACUGUGUGGUUCAGUAAGACAGCUUCUAGAGCUCCUGACUGUGUGGUUCAGUAAGACUCAGCUUCUAGAGCUCCUGACUGUGUGGUUCAGUAAGACUCAGCUUCUAGAGCUCCUGACUGUGUGGUUCAGUAAGACUCAGCUUCUAGAGCUCCUGACUGUGUGGUUCAGUAAGACUCAGCUUCUAGAGCUCCUGACUGUGUGGUUCAGUAAGACUCAGCUUCUAGAGCUCCUGACUAUGUGGUUCAGUAAGACUCAGCUUCUAGAGCUCCUGACUAUGUGGUUCAGUAAGACUCAGCUUCUAGAGCUCCUGACUGUGUGGUUCAGUAAGACCCAGCUUCUAGAGCUCCUGACUGUGUGGUUCAGUAAGACUCAGCUUCUAGAGCUCCUGACUGUGUGGUUCAGUAAGACUCAGCUUCUAGAGCUCUGACUGUGUGGUUCAGUAAGACUCAGCUUCUAGAGCUCCUGACUGUGUGGUUCAGUAAGACUCAGCUUCUAGAGCUCCUGACUGUGUGGUUCAGUAAGACUCAACAUCUAGAGCUCCUGACUGUGUGGUUCAGUAAGACAGCUUCUAGAGCUCCUGACUGUGUGGUUCAGUAAGACUCAGCUUCUAGAGCUCCUGACUGUGUGGUUCAGUAAGACUCAGCUUCUAGAGCUCCUGACUGUGUGGUUCAGUAAGACAGCUUCUAGAGCUCCUGACUGUGUGGUUCAGUAAGACUCGCUUCUAGAGCUCCUGACUGUGUGGUUCAGUAAGACUCAGCUUCUAGAGCUCCUGACUGUGUGGUUCAGUAAGACUCAGCUUCUAGAGCUCCUGACUGUGUGGUUCAGUAAGACUCAGCUUCUAGAGCUCCUGACUGUGUGGUUCAGUAAGACUCAGCUUCUAGAGCUCCUGACUGUGUGGUUCAGUAAGACAGCUUCUAGAGCUCCUGACUGUGUGGUUCAGUAAGACAGCUUCUAGAGCUCCUGACUGUGUGGUUCAGUAAGACUCAGCUUCUAGAGCUCCUGACUGUGUGGUUCAGUAAGACUCAGCUUCUAGAGCUCCUGACUGUGUGGUUCAGUAAGACUCAGCUUCUAGAGCUCCUGACUGUGUGGUUCAGUAAGACUCAGCUUCUAGAGUUCCUGACUGUGUGGUUCAGUAAGACAGCUUCUAGAGCUCCUGACUGUGUGGUUCAGUAAGACAGCUUCUAGAGCUUCUGACUGUCUGGUUCAGUAAGACAGCUUCUAGAGCUCCUGACUGUGUGGUUCAGUAAGACUCAGCUUCUAGAGCUCCUGACUGUGUGGUUCAGUAAGACUCAGCUUCUAGAGCUCCUGACUGUGUGGUUCAGUAAGACUCAGCUUCUAGAGCUCCUGACUGUGUGGUUCAGUAAGAAUCAGCUUCUAGAGCUCCUGACUGUGUGGUUCAGUAAGACUCAGCUUCUAGAGCUCCUGACUGUGUGGUUCAGUAAGACUCAGCUUCUAGAGCUCCUGACUGUGUGGUUCAGUAAGAUCAGCUUCUAGAGCUCUGACUGUGUGGUUCAGUAAGACUCAGUUCUAGAGCUCCUGACUGUGUGUGGUUCAGUAAGACUCAGCUUCUAGAGCUCCUGACUGUGUGGUUCAGUAAGACUCAGCUUCUAGAGCUCCUGACUAUGUGGUUCAGUAAGACUCAGCUUCUAGAGCUCCUGACUGUGUGGUUCAGUAAGACAGCUUCUAGAGCUCCUGACUGUGUGGUUCAGUAAGACUCAGCUUCUAGAGCCCCUGACUGUGUGGUUCAGUAAGACUCAGCUUCUAUAGCUCCUGACUGUGUGGUUCAGUAAGACUCAGCUUCUAGAGCUCCUGACUGUGUGGUUCAGUAAGACUCAGCUUCUAGAGCUCCUGACUGUGUGGUUCAGUAAGACUCAGCUUCUAGAGCUCCUGACUGUGUGGUUCAGUAAGACUCAGCUUCUAGAGCUCCUGACUGUGUGGUUCAGUAAGACUCAGCUUCUAGAGCUCCUGACUGUGUGGUUCAGUAAGACUCAGCUUCUAGAGCUCCUGACUGUGUGGUUCAGUAAGACAGCUUCUAGAGCUCCUGACUGUGUGGUUCAGUAAGACUCAGCUUCUAGAGCUCCUGACUGUGUGGUUCAGUAAGACUCAGCUUCUAGAGCUCCUGACUGUGUGGUUCAGUAAGACUCAGCUUCUAGAGCUCCUGACUGUGUGGUUCAGUAAGACAGCUUCUAGAGCUCCUGACUGUGUGGUUCAGUAAGACAGCUUCUAGAGCUCCUGACUGUGUGGUUCAGCUUCACCUCUCUACACAUAGACCAGAAUGGCUCAUAGGCUAUAUGCUGUACAUGGCAUUGUCACGUAACCAUGGUGACUGUUCCAGAUCCUACCUGGUGUCCGCAUCAUCAUCGCCAACCCAGAGACCAAGGGACCACUUGGAGACUCCCACCUAGGAGAGGUCAGCACACACACACACACACACACACAUACACAAACUGAUUGAUUGAUUGAUUGAUUUAAUAAACUUGUUUCAUGAUUUUAUGUUGCCCCAGUAAAGAUUAUUGAAAUUCAAUUAUAAUUCUCUCUCUCUCUCUCUCUCUCUCUCUCUCUCUCUCUCUCUCCUCUCUCUCCUCUCUCUCUCUCUCUCUUCUCUCUCUUCUUUCUCUCUCUCUCUGUCUCUCUCUCUCUCUCUCUUCCUCUCUCUCAUCUCUCUCUCUCUUCUCUCUCUCCUCUCUCUCUCUCUCUAUAGAUCUGGGUGCACAGUGCCCAUAACGGCAGUGGAUAUUACAGUGGUUAUGGAGAGGAUGUCCUUCAGUCUGAUCACUUCACCUCCAGACUCAGCUUCGGAGACACAUCCACCAUCUGGGCUCGCACCGGAUACCUGGGCUUCUUACGACGUACUGAACUCACCGACGCCAGCGGAGGUAUAUACACACACACACACACACAGUCUUGUACAACUAACCUUGUGGGGACACAACAUUCAGUCCCAUUCAAAUCCUAUUUUCCCUAACACAUAAUCCUAAACCUAACCCGUACUCUUACCCUGACCCUAACCUUAACCCUAACCUUAACCGGAAAAACUAACCCUAACCCUAAACCUAACCCUAGCUCCUAAUUCUAACCCUAAAACUAACCCUAGCUGCUAACCCUAACCCUAAACCUAAUUCUAACCCUAACACUAAUUCUAACCUUAACCCUAAACCCCCUAGAAAUAGCAUUUCACCUUGUGGGGACCAACAAAAUGUCACCAGUUGGUCAAAUGUUUGUUCGUUUACUAUUAUUAUUAUAGUUAAACACGCCCACACAAACACACACACACACACAAACAAAAACACACAUAAAAACAUACACAGACACACAUUAUGCGCGCACACACAUACACACACACUCACCCUUUCUCUGUGUUCCCUCCCCAGAGAGACAUGAUGCUCUGUAUGUGGUGGGUGCGUUGGAGGAGGCCAUGGAGCUGAGGGGGAUGAGGUACCAUCCUAUAGACAUAGAGACCUCCGUCAUCAGGACGCACAAGAGCAUCAUGGAGUGGUAUGUCACUGUACACCCAAAACAACAGCUGUUUCUAUCUCUGUUGUUUAUAUAGGUAUAAACACUACAGUUCCAAAUCACUCAUCUCUGUGUGUGUGUGUGUGUGUGUGUGUGUAUGUGUGUGUGUGUGUGUGUGUGUGUGUGUGUGUGUGUGUGUGUGUGUGUGUGUGUGUGUGUGUGUGUGUGUGUGUGUGUGUGUGUGUGUGGUGUGUGUGUGUGUGUGUGUGUGUGUAUGUGUGUGUGUGUGUGUGUGUGUUAUGCGACAGUGCGGUGUUUCCCUGGACUAACCUGCUGGUAGUCGUAGUAGAACUAGAAGGUUCGGAGCAGGAAGCCCUGGACCUGGUUCCCAUGGUGACCAAGGCGGUGCUGGAGGAGCAUUACCUCAUCGUUGGGGUCGUCGUGGUAACGGACAUCGGGGUGAUCCCCAUCAACUCUCGUGGAGAGAAGCAGCGCAUGCACCUCCGAGACGGCUUCCUACAGGACCAGCUAGACCCCAUCUACGUGGCUUAUAACAUGUAA